AUGACCAUGUAUUCGGAGCUAAACAACGCCUCAACCCCAAGUCACGGUAUCGAAAUGGACGCUCCGACUUGCUACGCUGCCGGAGCCACUCUCUCGGCCAGCCGCAUACUGUGUAAGAGUGUGGAAUUUACUUCUCUUGCAAGCAAACAACAGAGCAAACAGGCCAGCAUUCACUUCGCGGAAUCACCGGCCAGAGCCGUCUCGCGAUCGCCGGCCGGGGCUUUCGGCGCUUCGUCUUUACGUCUAAACCCUUACGGAUAUAGAACGCACAGAUUGUCACGUCUUUCACGCCAGAGUCGACAGGCGCUGGCACAAUGGGCAGAGUAUGUCUCCAUCAGCCGCCCAGUGGACGGUUAG
Messenger RNA from Colletotrichum orchidophilum, 357 nucleotides. RefSeq lists its product as uncharacterized. The record is from RefSeq and is a predicted model, not a curated record. The transcript has a single exon. NCBI's taxonomy places the organism in Eukaryota, Fungi, Ascomycota, Sordariomycetes, Glomerellales, Glomerellaceae. Bases 1 to 357 code for a protein of 118 amino acids.